Messenger RNA from Hippoglossus stenolepis (Pacific halibut), 1029 nucleotides. It is a transcript of the gene pmvk, whose product is annotated as phosphomevalonate kinase. NCBI's taxonomy places the organism in Eukaryota, Metazoa, Chordata, Actinopteri, Pleuronectiformes, Pleuronectidae. Gene Ontology annotation, biological process: isopentenyl diphosphate biosynthetic process, mevalonate pathway; cholesterol biosynthetic process. Gene Ontology annotation, cellular component: cytoplasm. The record is from RefSeq and is a predicted model, not a curated record. Gene Ontology annotation, molecular function: phosphomevalonate kinase activity.
ACGUGACGUCAUCGAUAGUUGAUCAAUUUUUGUUAUCGAUUAUUUGCCCAGCGAGUGUCGCAAUAAGCCAGAUGGGACUUUUAUUUUGAAAGGUUCCUGUUUUCUUGGACAGUUACGGUACCGGUCUGGUGUGGUCCGACAGCACGCGCUGCUGAUCACCACCAGCUGAUCGAACAGCGGCGGGAAUCGAACAGUGAUCAUUGGCGACAGAUGGAGGAACGAGUCUUCGAACCCAAACUGGUUCUGGUCUUCAGCGGGAAACGGAAGUCCGGAAAAGAUUAUGUGACGGACCUGAUAAAGGGACGUUUAGAGUCGGACAUUUGCUGCGUCCUGCGUCUGUCCGGACCUCUCAAACAACAGUAUGCUCAGGAGCACGGACUGGACCUGGACCAGCUGCUGGGCCCUGGUCUUUAUAAGGAGCAGUUUCGGGCCGAUAUGAUUUGCUGGGGAGAAACUCGACGACGGCAUGACCCUGGAUUCUUCUGUCGCCUAGCAACCAGAGGAGCAUGUCAACCAGUCUGGGUGGUGAGUGAUGCGCGGCGCCUGUCAGACCUUCAGUGGUUCCUGUCAAAGUUUCCUCAACAAACUCGAAGUGUCAGAGUUCAAAGUUCAGAGGAAACCAGGAAAAAGAGGGGGUGGAGCUUCACUGCAGAUGUUGAUGAUGCAGAGUCAGAGUGUGGGUUGGACAGUGGCGUUGAAUUUGAUUGGAUAAUCAGCAAUGAGGCCGAGCCCUCAUUAGAUGAGCAGCUGCAGCCAAUCCUGAGGCUGGCUGAGGAAGCCGCUUCGUCACCAAUCACUACUAAUCAAUAACAUUGAUCAGAUCCGAGCAGCUGCUUCUGACGAGCGGUCUCAGUUUACUCGAGGUUUCCAGAGACGAGCGCGGUCACGUGACGGAGUCGCGGUCACGUGACGUUUGAUGGAAGAACUGUCAGUUCACCGACAGUCAGCUGGUUCACACAGUGUCAUCAGUGUGUGAAUGUGAGGAAUCGAACCAACAAAAUGUGAUAAAUAAAAUGUUUUCAAAGAAAA